Molecule: messenger RNA, 3850 nt
Organism: Lethenteron reissneri (Far Eastern brook lamprey)
Lineage: Eukaryota; Metazoa; Chordata; Hyperoartia; Petromyzontiformes; Petromyzontidae
Product: phosphatidylinositol phosphatase PTPRQ-like
Biological process (GO): peptidyl-tyrosine dephosphorylation involved in inactivation of protein kinase activity
Cellular component (GO): signaling receptor complex
Molecular function (GO): protein tyrosine phosphatase activity; protein binding
Source: RefSeq, a predicted model, not a curated record
UGCCGCUGGGGCUGCCCGUGGUGGCGCGCCGUGCCGACGGCUCCCGCGCCGUCACGGCCGACACGGUGGCGCUCGCCGCUCCGGGCUGCCUCUUCAGCGACGAGCACGGACCCCUAGCACACAUCCACACCAUCGUGCUGGAGGCCGGGGCCGUAGCGGACGAACCGCUCGCCACGUGGCAUGAGGCCUACUUUGGCAGUCGGCCGCGGCCGUACGUGGCCACGGCGGAGGCCGUGGGAUCGCCUGCCGGGCCCAGCGGGGGUGGGCGCGGCCACGGGGGGCACAGCGGGCCACCGAGCCCGUCCUCGUCGUGGGAGGGGACCAGACGUGCCGGCAGAAGGCCCGCACCGACCAGGUGUGCAACGGGCCACUCAAGCCUGGGAGAGCUUACCUGUUCAAGUUUCGAGGCAUCAACAUCCUGGGGCAGUACACGGACUCGCUGUACUCUGAACGCAUCAGCACGCUGGGGGAUGGACUCUCCGGCAGUACCGUGGGGGUCGUCAUCGGGGUGACCCUCUUCGUCGCAUCCCUCAUCCUCCUCGUCCUCAUGGUCGUCUUCCUCACCAGGUUCCGGAGCAGGCAGAAGGAGGGGGGCGCCUACUCCCCACGCGACGCCGAGAUCUUGGACACGAAGCUCAAGCUGGACCAGCUGUUCAGCCUCUCGGAGCCGGAGACACGCGACGGCGCUCCCUCCCGCCUCUCCUCGUUCCUGUUCAAGCACCGUGACCCGUUCAGCGUUCAGCUGCUUAGUUACAGGAAGUCGGUCAAGCCGGUGCCGAAGAAGUCCUUCCUGCUGCACGUGGAGUCGCUGUGCGCCAACGGGAACCUCAAGUUCAUCGACGAGUUCACGGAACUGUCCAAGUACGGUCAGGAGCUGUCCACUUCGGACGCUGACCUGCCCUGGAACCAGAGCAAGAAUCGCUUUGCGGCCAUCAAGCCGUACAACGACAACCGCGUGAAGCUCAGCCCAGACGUUAGCGUGCCCGGGUCGGACUACAUCAACGCCAGCUACAUAUCGGGCUACCACUGCCCCAACGAGCUGGUGGCCACGCAGGGCCCGCUGGCCGGCACCGUGGGGGACUUCUGGCGCAUGGUGUGGGAGACGGGGGCCAGCGCCAUCGCCAUGCUCACCGCCUGCGUAGAGAGGGGACGGGGUGUGCGGCGGUGUUUGUGGUGUCCCUCCCUCCCUCUCUCCGCACCGGCAGUGCCCGAGGGCGCCGUCCGGGACCUGCGCUACGCCAACGUCACCGCGCGCUCGGUCAACGUCACGUGGUCGCCGCCGCUGCGGCCCAACGGGCGCCCGCACUACCGGGUGGCCCUGCUGGGCCCCUUCGUCGGCGGCGGCGGCGGCAACGGCACCGACGGCACCGACGGCACCGACGGCACCGGCGCCGCCGCGGCGCUGUCGGUGGGCGCCGGCGACGCCGCCGGCGGGCUGCUGCUGACGGGCCUCCGCAAGUACUCGCGCUACGCGCUGGAGGUACACGUCGGCACCGGGCAGGGCUACGCCGCCAACGGCAGCGGCGUGGCGCGGAUCGACAUCAUCACUGACGAGGACGCGCCGGACUCCCCGCCGGCGUCCCCGUCGGCACGGAGCGCCGGCCCCGGCUCGCUGGCGCUGUCGUGGGCUCCGCCGGCGCUGCCCAACGGAGUCGUGGUCGCCUACGAGAUCGAGGUCGUGGCCGCCGACGCCGCCGCCGCGCUGGCGACGGGCGCGCGGCGCAACCUCACCGUGGCCGGCGACGCCUUCGGCGCCACCGUGUCCGGCCUGGCGCCCUCCACCGCGUACAACGUGUCGCUGGCGGCACGCACCAGCCGGGGCGCGGGGCCCGCCGUGGUGUUCGGCGCUGUCACGCAAGAGGGAGCGCUAACUCUGCCCCCACACUCGCUGGCGCUCUGGAACGUCUCCUCGACGUCAGCCUGGCUACGCUGGGCCCCCUCGCCGGCGCCCAACGGCGCGGUGCUGCUCUACGGCGUCACCGUCACCGAGGACACCGGCGCCGCCCGGCAGAGCCGCGUCCUGAACACGACGGGAGCUGACCCCUGGGUGGAGCUCGUGGGCCUCCGGCCGUUCACCAACCACACGGUGAGCGUGGCGGCCUUCACGGCCGCGGGCAACGGAGGGCAGAGCAGCACCCCCCUUGCCUUCACCACCGCCAUGGCCGCCCCCGGCCCCGUGCUCAACCUGAGCUGCGCCGCGUCGAGCUGGCACGAGGUGUCCGCGUCGUGGUCGGCGCCGGCCGAGACCAACGGGCCUCUCUCCGGCUACCGCCUCUCGCUGGUGGCGGCGGCGGCGUCGGUGGAGCGGCUGGUGCCGCCGGCGGGGCUCUCGGCGCUGUGGGACCGGCUCCCUGCGGACACGGAGGUCCGCGUCACCGUCGCAGCCGACAACCCCGCCGGCCUGGGGAGCAACCGCAGCUGCGUGGCGCGCACGGCGGCCGAGCGAGUCCCCGGCGCCCCCUUGCCCCCGCAGCUGCUGGCGCUGGGCGCCACGUGGGCGGCGCUGAGCUGGCGCGCCCCGGCCCUGCUGCCGGGCCGGCUGACGCGCUACUCCGUGUCGUGGGAGCUGCGCCUGGCGGCUUGCGCCGGCUGGGAGCCCGCGGCGGCUUGCGCCGAGGCGGCCGGCGCCGACGACGCGCCGGCCGACCGCACGGAGCUGCGCAUGGACGGCCUGCGCCCGUACCGCUGGUACCGCUUCCGAGUGGCGGCCGCCACCGGCGCCGGCCUGGGCCCGGCGUCCGAGUGGAGCGCGGCGCGCACGGCCGUGGGAGCUCCCGGCACGGCGCCCGUGAACGUGACGGCGGUGGCCGUGGCCGCCGACACCAUCGUCGUGUCCUGGGGGGAGCCCCCCACGCUGGCGGGGCCAACCUACUACUUGGUGCAGGUGUCGGGCGGCGAGCGCAACCGCUCGGUGGACGUGCGGAACGAGACGCGCCGCUGGGCUCGCGUCGACGGCCUGGAGCCGGCCACGCGCUACGCCGUGUGGGUCGCGGCCUACACCGACACGCCGGCCGCGGGCCUCGCCGGGCCUCCCGUCUCCGUGCUCACGCCGCAGGCAGCCCCCGUGGAUGCCCCCACGCUGCUGGCGCCCGAGCUGCUGGCCGACUCGGUGACGCGCCUGCGGCUGGCGUUCUCGGCGCCGGCGCGGCCCAACGGCACGGCGCUGGCGUACCAGGUGUCGGUGCGGGAGGUGGGGGGCCCCGCGGCGGUGGAGUCGGCGGGGGGGGGCUCCUCCUCAUCGUCGUCGUCGUCCGCCGCCGUGGUGCAGAACGUGACGACGCUGGCGCAGAGCGACCGGCUGCAGGCGGAGGUGUUCGGCCUCAAGGGCGGGCGAAACUACAGUCUCGCGGUGCGUGCGGUGAACGGGGCGGGUCCUGGGCCCUGGUCCGGUGAGCGAGUGGUGAGCACGGGCAUCAUGGCCCCACCGGUGCCGCUGGGGCUGCCCGUGGUGGCGCGCCGUGCCGACGGCUCCCGCGCCGUCACGGCCGACACGGUGGCGCUCGCCGCUCCGGGCUGCCUCUUCAGCGACGAGCACGGACCCCUAGCACACAUCCACACCAUCGUGCUGGAGGCCGGGGUAGGGUCACGGGGGGUCACGGAGGCCGUAGCGGACGAACCGCUCGCCACGUGGCAUGAGGCCUACUUUGGCAGUCGGCCGCGGCCGUACGUGGCCACGGCGGAGGCCGUGGGGAUCGCCUGCCGGGCCCAGCGGGGGUGGGCGCGGCCACGGGGGGCACAGCGGGCCACCGAGCCCGUCCUCGUCGUGGGAGGGGACCAGACGUGCCGGCAGAAGGCCCGCACCGACCAGGUGUGCAACGGGCCACUCAAGCCUGGGAGAGCUUACCUGUGA